AUGCGAUUCCGGAAGCGGUAUGGGCUGGAGGCUGUUCUGGAUGACAUCGCAGCGGCGGUAUCGGCCGUUGCCGCUGCUAUUGCUACUCUGGAUGGCACGGCAGCUGCGCGUGCACGUGCUGGGACGACCAACGCGGCUACCGCCGCUGGCGUGGCAGAACGUGACGAGCCGGGUGCAGAGGCUGUGAGUGCAACGACAGAAAGUUGGCAACGCGAAGUCGAAAACACCAUGGGUGACAUGAAGCGCAGGAUCGAAGUGCUGGAGACUGCUCGAGAAGAAGGUGGAGACACUGGAGACUGCAAAGAAAUCAUUAAGCCAGCCGUGCAGGACCCGAUGCACAACGGGGAAGACCAAGGCCAUGAAUCGCACGCAUUCGCUGGAGGUGCGCAGGCAGAGUACGGACAGUGUAUGGCAAGUGCAGACAUCCCCGCCAUCACCCCACCUCCCCAGAAGGCAAAACGCAAGUCGUCGACGGGUUCGUCCAAGCGCAAGAAACCGAGACAGACACCAGUGGCCAUCAACGAGGACGAGGCCAAGACGGAGGGCGAAACCCACAUCAACCGCUAG
Messenger RNA from Phytophthora sojae, 567 nucleotides. RefSeq lists its product as hypothetical. The record is from RefSeq and is a predicted model, not a curated record. The transcript has 2 exons. The coding region runs from base 1 to 567 and encodes 188 amino acids. NCBI's taxonomy places the organism in Eukaryota, Oomycota, Peronosporomycetes, Peronosporales, Peronosporaceae.